CUUCAGCUUGUCUUCGUAGAAAGAUGUGUCACAUCCUUGACGAAGACUUGGGGAGUCAAUAUGUACCAUUAAGGAUAAUUAACAGUAAUUAAUUAAUUGUGAACCAAUUUUAAUUUAUAUAGUUUUCACAAUUGGAUAUUGCUAGUUCUUUCGAAAAAAUUAACGGACCAAAGAAUGAAUAUCAGCGAUAGUAUCUCAAAGGUCUUAUGUUGCGUCAGUAUUUGUGUUAUGAUAAUGACAGAUGUUCUUAAUGCAUUAAGUAUGAAGGAAAAUAUUAAUUCGAAAUCCAAAAAUACAACAAGAAACAUUUUACCUGAAAAGUGGAUUCACAGGACGUCUGAUAAUGUUUUAUUUCCAAUACUUGAUAACAUGGAACUGUCCACGUCAAGACAUGUGGCUUUCACAGACAAUAAGCCUAUACUUCCACCUUCCUCUGAUUUUAGAAAUUCUUUCACCGUUGGUUUAAACAAAAUUAAUUCAUUUUCAAAAGUACAAACUGGAAAAAAGCGAAGAAAUAGAAAAAAUAAGAAGAGGAAAAAUAGGAAAAACAAUAAGAGAAGAAAUCGUCAUCGACAUGCAAAAUCUAGGUUACGAUCAAAACGGUCGCAUAUUGUAGGAGAAGUGUCCAGUGUAUGCACAAGUAUCAGCAAGUGGGUGACCCCAUCAGGGGAGGAAACUCUAGAUCAGUGGGAACAACCUGUUACUAUUUUACCAUACAUCAUUGCUGGUGAAAGACGUAUACAACAAUUUAUUUAUGAAACGUCUUGUCUAGAAGACAAUAUUCCUUGUAAAGGUAUAGAUAAAAGACAUUACAAAUCGGAGUGUAUUACCAAAAAGGUGUAUGCAUACGCUUAUGUACGCAACAGUACGGGAGAAGAGAACUGGAGCUACAUCCAAAUAAAUGGGUACUGUAAUUGUAAACUGCAACGAAAACAUCAUUCUGGGCCACGAAAUAUUUUGGAUUAUUUAAGCUUAUCGUAGAUAUUAAGUGCAUUUUGUUUUUGAUUGUCUAUAUUUUCAAAUUU
This is a messenger RNA of Mytilus trossulus (common blue mussel), 1025 nucleotides long. RefSeq lists its product as uncharacterized. The record is from RefSeq and is a predicted model, not a curated record. Gene Ontology annotation, molecular function: nerve growth factor receptor binding; growth factor activity. NCBI's taxonomy places the organism in Eukaryota, Metazoa, Mollusca, Bivalvia, Mytilida, Mytilidae. Gene Ontology annotation, biological process: negative regulation of neuron apoptotic process; nerve development; neuron projection morphogenesis. Bases 175 to 981 code for a protein of 268 amino acids. The transcript is spliced from 2 exons.